ACCCUGCCAUGCUCAAUUGACGCCCCUCGCCGUCUACCAAACCACCGGAUGACAAGUCUCCACACUCUUUACGCACGGAGAGCGCACGGAGAGUUUGCUAGCACGCAUGGGGGGGUCCCUCCCUUUCAGGCUGUCCGUGGCCUCCUCGCCCCGGCGGGCAGCUCCAAGACUCUGCCAAACCUUCCUGAUCCCCCAUUUCCCUCUCUCUACCUUUCCUCUGAAGAAACAGCGUUACGUCAGAAAGUGCAGGGCAAGCAAGACAGCGUCUUAGGAGCUAUUCGUAGGCAUUGCUGCCAAACCCGGCUUGGGGCUGCUCACGAGCUCACUGCAAUCAAUGCAAUUUACAAUUCCAACUCUUUUAAAACAGCAGCAGUAUGUGGUAAGUCAAUUAUUCAUUCAUACUGUUUUAUUUUCCCGCUGGGAUUUUUUUUUUCCUCAAAGCUUUCUUCACAUGACAGGUCUCUGUUGCUGGCACAGUUGCGCAAAAAAAAACCCAGCAGUGUAAACGGUGUAAAGAUAAAAAACAGUAGGCUGGUUUACCCUGUAGCCUCACUGAAAACACCAUGACAUGAUGAAGCAACAGAGAUUUUUGACGCACAGAGAUUUCUGCAGCAGUUUUUGUGUUUGAUUCUUUGCUGAUCUCAAAAACAACAUGCCCCACGCUCGAAAUAGGAACCCUAGCCCCAUCCCAGAGGUAACAUGGGACACGGGAUUGAAGGAGAUGAACGAGACCUGGAAAGGAGCUAUCGCCUGUCUCGGGGUGGCCGUCUUCUUCGUAAUGACCAUCGGGAUCAUAUACUGGCAAGUGGUGGACCAGCCCAACAAGAACUGGAUCCUCAGGGGGACUUUUAGCGGACUGAUAUGGGAGAGAAGAACCCACUCGCUGGUGAUACAGACCCUGACGGAGGACAAGACCUAUGUGGAGAUAGAUGUCGGGAACGUGGGGAACCCCGACAUCGAGGUUCCCUUCGUGAGGAACCUGUGCUGGCUGAAUAAGACAGAGUUCUGCUAUACGUGGGACUCGGUGGCCGAGGUGAAGAUCUCGCUGGAGGUGAAUGAGGAGACGGAGACGGAGUGCUACAGUAUGACUUGGGCGCCGGUGCACUGUCAUGUGGAGCUGAAGGACUGCUUCUCCAUGACCAAUGUGUCCUGGUACGGCGGAGCCAGUGUCCAGGGUCAGACAUGGCCGAUCAACGAUCAAAAUGCCACCAUGCAGCCCUUCAUCGUCAGUGAUCUGAAGGACAAUCCCUCCGGCUUCGGCUCUGCCCUGGAACGCUACUUCCUGGGCUCGUCAGGUGUUGCAGUUCUUGUAUCUCCUGAUAUCCCCCUGCAGCUCGGCUUGGACAGCAGACAGCAGUUCUGCCUGCAGUCACUGCCCAGCAUGGAGCGUGUCCCUCUACAGUACACUGUGUGUGUGGCCCACAACGUGAAAGCCGCUCACCAGGAAGCCAUGCGACAACUCUCCCAGCCCAGCAGGCGGCUGCCCAACAUGAAAGCGCUGUGGCUGCCGUUCUGGAAGCUGCUUACCAACGUGGAUUCGGGCCCGAAGGUGGAGAGGGAGCUGAGGACCUUCUCUAAUCGUCUGAGGAGACACCAGCUGGGGGAGGGAGUCAUCAGCCUCAACGAACAUUCCACCACCCUCCUCUCUGAUAUGGACCAUGAUUACCUCAACAUCAGGAAAAGGGGGAUGUCCAAGAGACUGACCAGGGACCUCCCACUUGUCAAGCUUCUUAACAUUUCCAUCACCCUAUCCCCUUUCCUGGGCGUGGACACCACGCAGUUCCACACCUCCCUCAUGGACGGCACCGAGGCCUACUGGCUCAGUCUCCCCUCAGCCCCCCAGGGACAGCUGGUCCCUGUGAUGAGUCAGUGGCGAGGAAAGUUCUGUGUAAAGCUGAACAUCACCAACCCAGGAGCAGUGAGCUGGUUCCUGGACAGAGUGGGAUCCCUGCAGGCCCAUUUGGGGAUGGAGUACAUCUUGCUGGAGGGGGGCGAGGGAAAUGUGUUUGAGGAGCAGGCCCUGCGGCCACCACAGGCUCUGGGUGGAGACAAGUACAUCAGCCUGCUGGCUGACCUGGCCACGAGGAUAGGAGACUCUACCAUCAUGACAGCAGGGACGCGGUCGAGCCACAAGCCACUGUUUGUGAGGAUGACCCCCUUGCAGUCCGACUGGAGCCUGAUGGGCCUGAAGGGCAUCAUUCCCUCCCUGCUGCACCAUAGCCUGCUGGGAUACAACUUCCUCAUUCCUGAUGCAGUAGGUGGCUCUCUGUCUGGAGACCUGGUCACAGAUGAGGAGUUGUUCAUCCGUUGGUUGGAAAUCGUAGCCUUUCUCCCUGUUAUCAGCUUCCACACACCGCCCUGGGUCUGCGGAGAGGACCGGGUGCUGAACCUAACUCAGACCUACAUUGCAAAGCACCAGAGGGAUGUGGUCCCGCUGAUAGAGAAGUAUGCGGAAGAGUGGCUGAUGACGGGAAACCCCAUCUACAGGCCGAUGUGGUGGCUCAGUCCCAGUGACCCCAUGACCUUCACCAUCGAUGACCAGUUCCUCAUCGGAGACAAGGUCCUGGUGGCACCGGUGGUGGAGAAGGGGGCAGUGCAAAGGGAUAUUUAUUUGCCUGACGGGGGCUUCCAGUGGCAGGACAGCCAGAACGCUCAGGUGUUCGAUGGGGGGACGUUCCUACAGGACUACCCUGUGCCCUUGGAGGAGGUGGCCGUUUUCUUACAGAGAAGCUGAGUCAUGUCGAUGAUCCACUGAGUCACCUGACUUAUCUUGUUACUGUUCUGAAUCAAAUUCUUUUUUUUUCUUUUUUUUAAAUACUUGUGCUGUUCUCAACUUGCACUUUUCCACUAAAGACCAUUGACCCUGUCUCAAGACUCUGUCCUGAGAUGAUACGUAGAAAGAUUUUUUUUUAUACUUGCACUUUACAGUUCAAAAUUAUUUGUAUUUUUUUUUCCUUUGUGACAAUUUUUUCUUCCUUUUUUAAAGAUGUUAAUUGGUUUUACCUCUCGGCUGAUUUGUUUCUGGACUUUUUUCUGCCUUUUUUUUGUGUGUGUGUGUGUUUGUAUGUAACUUCCAGAGAAAUCUGUGUGUUUACAUACUGCAUUUCUACAGUCUUUAAGUUUUUAGUUGCUGCUGGCUCUCUUGAUAAGGAGGAACAAAGCAAGCGCCUUGUUUGCUUAAAAAGAAUCUGAAUCUCUCAAGAAGACCAAAUGAAGAUAAAGAAAGAAAAAGGACGAUGUUUGAAAGGGCUUUUUCAAGGGGAAACGCUUAUUGGGAUGAAAGUAGCUCACAGAGACCUUGGUACAAAAACCGAUGCACCGUGGUACCGUAUGUCUUGCUCUCUCAUCGGAAAGGCCUUUACUUGAACUUAUCAGGCCGAAGGGCCGAUGUUUUAUGAAUGUACCUCAAGUUACGGUUUUUCACUGCUUUGCAGAGUCAUCGGACACAACAACCUUAUCACCCCUUAGCACUUAUACUUAGAAUAGUUUAACUUCAAUUAACAAUCAACAUACCACUCUGUCGGACACAUCUGAAUGUCCUUUAGUACUGUAGGCCGCAUGAACUUGAGGCCAAGCCACUGUCAUUGUAACUCUGACUAUAUUUGAAUUUAGAUCAGAUUUAACCUACUUACUAACCUGCUGUAGGGCUUUUAAGUGAGCUGCUCAUUUUUUUUUUUUUUAACUAACUCUGUCUGAUGUUGUGUUGAUAUGCUCUUUAAUGAGUGCCAAAUGAAGUGCUAAAGAAAGCCUUGGUGACAACACCACAGAAGUGGAAAGGAUAUUGUAAAUAAAUAGUUCGACACUUUGGAAAAUAGAUUUAUUCGCUGUCUUGCAGAGAGUAAGAUGAGAAGAACGAUAACACCUCCGUGUCUGUACAGUGAAUACGAAGCUAGCUUAGCUUAAUGUAAAGACUGGAAAAAGGGGAAACAGUCGGCCUGGUCCAAAUCUAACAAAGUCAGACUAACAGCACCUCCGAGGCCCACUAACCUUAUAUCUGCUUUAUUUAAUCUGUACAAAAACCAAAGUUAAAAAAAAAAAAAAAAAAAAUGGUGGUUUUAUGUGCUAAUUUAUGCUAAGCUAAGACAGCUGUCGCCUGUCUGUAGACGUACUACUUAACAGGCAUAUAUGACAGUGGUAUCAAACUUCUCAUCGAACUCUCUGCAAAAAAAGCGAAUCAGCGUAUUUCCAAAAUGCUGAACUCUCCCUCUAGUAGGACAACAUGGGGGAAAGACCCCAAAAUACAUCAAUAUGUAAUGCUCUCAUAUGUAAGAAAUGUCUAUUGCAGCCAUCUUUGAUUUACCGUGAAUUGUUGAAACCAUUACCUGAUGUUUAAUGUCCCAGAGGUGCAGUGGCCACUUGACAUAAACCUUCAUGAGUACGGUAAUUACAUUGCUGCCCUCAUAUGAACCUUCAUACUCUUUGUACUGUCCUUGCAAUCACGUUCACUUCUAUGGCUUGUUUUAGUUCAGUCGCAUUAUUUAUGUAAGAGAACGUUUCACUUGGUGUGAACCCUAACUAAAUGAUCUAAGCAAGAUGAAGAAGAUGUAAAUGAGAUAACUGAUUUUCUUUUGUGAUUAUAUUCAGAAUCGGCCCAUGGAGAAAUUGAACAACCUUUGCACCAUGAUACAUUGCUCUGUGUACAGUUAGUUGACAGUGCUCUUUGGCAGUGCUUUUCUGUAUUGAUUUGUUCUUCACAAGACGAUCUUAACUGGCCAGCAGUGAUGAUUCAGACUCUGGAACCUUAUCAUUUAGUGAAUGCUUUAUCACUAAACUGACUGUGUAACUUUGAUCUAACAAGUUUACUGUAUCAACUCCAACACUCAGGUCUACUGAAGCUUAUCAAAAUCACCAAAUGUCUUAGUACAACGCAGUAUGUUGUGAACACAUCAACGUCUUAAUCUCUCCUAGAGCUGAAUGUACAAUGGACAAACUGUGAUUUCCCAACCGAGCCCUUUCAUGUGAGGAGCUUUUCUAGUUCCCGUUCUAAUGCUUUUAUGGAAUGCUGUGGUAUGUUCUUGUAUAAGUUGCAGGAAAAGCUUUGAUGUGUUAUUCCUUCCCUCUACAGACUGAGCGAACAUGCUGCCAUGUGCCUUAAUUAAUAUGCCACUCUUAAAUCUGGACAGCGCAAGUGUCUGGAUUAUUGCAGUAUCAGCAAUGUACAUAUUACGAUGACUGUGCCAUUACAUUUUUUCUCUUCUGUAAAUCAGAGAACUUAGAAUGACAAAGUUGCAAUAAAGUUUACAUUUUCUUACUUCA
This is a messenger RNA of Seriola aureovittata, 5256 nucleotides long. Its product is annotated as SITS-binding protein. NCBI's taxonomy places the organism in Eukaryota, Metazoa, Chordata, Actinopteri, Carangiformes, Carangidae. The coding region runs from base 653 to 2734 and encodes 693 amino acids. The record is from RefSeq and is a predicted model, not a curated record. The transcript has 10 exons.